AUGCUUCCCCGAGAAACGAAAUGUUGGCUUCUAAACCAUAAACCUAACGGGCGGCCUACUUUAUCCGGUGGACGAGCAACCUUCGCUCUCAGAACCCGUUCAAUACCCCCAAUUGGAAAGAAUGAAGUCCUUGUUAAGACUAUUUACCUCUCGAAUGACCCCGCCCAGCGCAUGUGGAUCGAUCCCAGUUCCAGCGCCGACCGUCUGUACGUGGCCCCUAUUGAGCCCAACCAGGUGAUGGCUUCACGAGGCAUAGGAGAGGUUCUUAGUUCUACAACGCAGGGGGUCAAGAUAGGCGAUCGUGUUUUAAUCGCCAACAUCGGUUGGUCUGAAUACGCUGUUGUGUCUGAAGACAAGGUUACUAUAUUGGAACCACUACCCCGUGGCCUGAGUGACACGCAUUAUCUUGGAGCCUUGGGGAACACGGGGUUAACGGCAUAUUACGGGUUGGUGGUCCAGAGUGAGGCCGCCAGGGCAGAUACAAUUGUUGUCUCCGGUGCUGCAGGCGCAACGGGGAGCAUGGUCGUUCAGAUAGCGAAGGGAAUCAUCGGUGCCAAGCGUGUGAUAGGUAUUGCAGGGAGCGAGGAAAAGUGUCGAUGGGUAGAGAGGAUUGGGGCUGACAAGUGCGUCAACUAUAAAUCUCUGUCAUUCGCGAAAGAGCUACAAGACGCAGCACCUGAUGGCGUAAACAUCUACUUCGACUGUGUGGCUGGGAAUAUCCUCGACGCAGUUCUCCCCGUUAUGGCUCUCCAUGGCCGUAUUGCGGCCUGUGGCUCAAUAUCAGGGUAUAAUGGGGCGAACGCCCUACGACUGAACAAUUGGUUUCAAGUCAUCACAAUGAGGUUGCGUAUACAGGGGUUCAUCGUCCUCGAUUACUAUGCGAAGGCCCACGAAGCCAGGGCGGUCCUAAGGCAGGCAAUCGUGGAUGGGAAAUUGCAUCUCGACGCUGAGAGUGAAACGGUGUGCCCGGCCAAUUUCGAAGACAUACCUGAGGUUUGGCUGAAGCUCUUUGAAGGCGGAAAUCAGGGAAAACUUGUGACGCAUUUGCAGUAAGGUUGGGGGGUACUAUACUGGAUUAACUGUCCCGCGUAUCCUAAUCAGCUGUGGUUACCUGCUUCCCGGAUUUC
This is a messenger RNA of Aspergillus versicolor CBS 583.65, 1127 nucleotides long. Its product is annotated as MDR family NADP-dependent oxidoreductase. Lineage: Eukaryota; Fungi; Ascomycota; Eurotiomycetes; Eurotiales; Aspergillaceae. The transcript is spliced from 2 exons. Gene Ontology annotation, molecular function: oxidoreductase activity, acting on the CH-CH group of donors, NAD or NADP as acceptor. The coding region runs from base 1 to 1053 and encodes 350 amino acids. The record is from RefSeq and is a predicted model, not a curated record.